Messenger RNA from Oryza brachyantha (malo sina), 1395 nucleotides. RefSeq lists its product as uncharacterized. The transcript has a single exon. Lineage: Eukaryota; Viridiplantae; Streptophyta; Magnoliopsida; Poales; Poaceae. The record is from RefSeq and is a predicted model, not a curated record. Bases 90 to 842 code for a protein of 250 amino acids.
CGUGCAGAUCCCCCUCUCUCGAGAAGAGAAGAGAAGAGAAUGUGGUCAAAACCCUAGUCAAACCUCUCCAAUCUCCCCCUCACUGCGGGAUGAUCCCCGGCGCCGGCGAUCUUCCGUCGAGCCGGUGCCCCAAGCACCCCUCACAGCCUCCCUUCACCGGAUUCUGCUCCGCCUGCCUGCUCGAGAGGCUCUCGGCCGCGCGCCUCCCCUCCCCAGUGGCCGCCGAGAUCUCCUCCGACCCCGACCCCAGGCCCAGGGUUCGGACUACGCUCCUCGACCUCUUCCAGCUCGAAGCCCCAGAAGACGACGACCAAGGCCCCCCUCCCCGCCACCUGCAGCGCAAGCGCUCCCUCCGUCAAUCCUGCGAAUGGAUCGUCUGCUGCAACACCACUGCCGACGACUCCCGCCAGUCAUGGGACGCCGCUCUGGUUUCCAACCCCAUCAUCAAGGGCUUCGGCUUCGUCACCAGGCCUGCCCAGAUGCUCAGGAGAUCCUUGUCAGAGUCCUGGAGGCAUACCCGCGGUGACGCAGCUCCCUCCGGCGUCCCAAUUAAUGGUGCUGGUAGCCGCUCGGUCUCUUCUGCGGGCAUGGACUCAGAGAUUUCCUUGGGGGGGGAUGCUGCACCACGUCACUCGUCUUUCUUCAACAGACUCUACCACCUUGGCCGGAGUCGCAGUGUUCACUGCUCCUCACCUCACAUUAGGAGCCUGGAUACGGGGACUCUGCGCUUCCAUCUCACUCCUCUCAGAAGCAGCAGUAGGCGGAGCAUUGCAAACAAGAUCCAAGGGAGGCGCCUCAACCUCUUUGCCGGUGCCAGCUUCUUAGCUAACCAAAGACAAUAGCUUUAGUCCCAAUAUAUAUAAUCUACCCGAGCGACCGAGCUCUGCCUGCUUACUGGAGGACAUACGUUUCUUCGCAAACAGUGCGUCCUACCCUGUACAUGGUUUAGACAGUCCAGCUUUUCAUAUUGCCACAAGGGUUCUUCAAGUUUACCGGUCUAGGUAAUGCGUGCUACAUGGACCAACGAGAUUUGUCAUCAUCAUCAGGUGUGUCGACCCUGUGCCCUAUAUUUUGCCCUUGAUGACAACGUUCGAGUUAUCGUGUUUGACAAAACCAGCUACACAAUUUGCAUUCGAGUCAGUAGUUAUUGGAAAUUGUAAAGUAGCAUGUUACUUGAUAAAUGAUUACGCUAAAUGAUUUGUCUCAUUCGUUGUACUAUGUAUGUUACUGUUACAGAAUAAAUGCCUCGACUUAGAUAUCAAAAUUACUAUAAUAUAAGCUAUGAUUAGCUAACUAUGUCCAUUCUUCUUCUCUCUGAGUACUAAAAGCAAACUCAAUUUUCUGGGUGAAAUGUACCAAGUGAUUAUCCCUUCUCUGCUAGCAGUUGAUUUCAGA